Molecule: messenger RNA, 558 nt
Organism: Triticum turgidum subsp. durum (durum wheat)
Lineage: Eukaryota; Viridiplantae; Streptophyta; Magnoliopsida; Poales; Poaceae
Source: the annotation of a GenBank genome assembly
AUGGCUCCCCAGCGCCGCCACCACGCGGCGUGCCUCCUCGUCCUCCUCGCGCUGUGCGCCCCGCCGGCCCACGGCGGCCGCGCGCUGCCGGCCAGGGUCAGCAAGGCGCAGGCGGCGGCGGCGGCGGCCAACGCGACGGCGACGGCGGACGAGUUCCUGGCGCCGCACAACAAGGCGCGCGCGGCGGUCGGCGUGGCCGCGCUGCGGUGGAGCGCGGACCUGACGGCGGCGGCGGCGUGGACCGCGUCCCAGCAGCAGAAGCAGAAGAACUGCGCGUUCGCGGACAUGGGCGCCAGCCCCUACGGCGCGAACCAGGGGUGGGCGAGCUACCGCGCGCGCCCGGCCGAGGUGGUGGCCUCCUGGGUGGCGCAGGGCAAGUACUACACCCACGCCAACAACUCCUGCGCCGCCGGCCAGCAGUGCGGCACCUACACGCAGGUGGUCUGGCGCCGCACCGCCGAGGUCGGCUGCGCGCAGGCCAGCUGCGCCUCCGGCGCCACGCUCACGCUCUGCCUCUACAACCCGCACGGCAACGUCAAGGGCGAGAGCCCCUACUAG